Messenger RNA from Pneumocystis murina B123, 1404 nucleotides. RefSeq names its product hydroxymethylglutaryl-CoA synthase. Gene Ontology annotation, biological process: acetyl-CoA metabolic process; ergosterol biosynthetic process. Gene Ontology annotation, molecular function: hydroxymethylglutaryl-CoA synthase activity. Lineage: Eukaryota; Fungi; Ascomycota; Pneumocystomycetes; Pneumocystales; Pneumocystaceae. Bases 43 to 1404 code for a protein of 453 amino acids. The transcript has 7 exons. The record is from RefSeq and is a predicted model, not a curated record.
GAAAAUUAGGCUUGAAAUUUAAAGAGAGAAUAUAUUUCUCGAAUGAGAAUAUUGGAAUCCCCAAAGAAUGUUGGUAUUAAAGCUAUGGAAAUCUAUUUUCCUUCACUGUGUGUAUUACAAGAAGAUUUGGAAAAGUACGACCAGGUUUCUCCAGGGAAAUAUACAAUUGGUCUUGGUCAAACAAUGAUGGGCUUUUGUGAUGAUAGGGAGGAUAUUUAUUCAUUAUGCUUGACGACAGUUUCGAGAUUAAUUAAAAAUUAUAAUGUUGACGUUAAUAAUAUUGGAAGACUAGAAGUAGGUACAGAAACUUUAAUUGACAAAUCUAAAUCUGUUAAAACCGUUCUUAUGCAAUUGUUUUCUCCGAACUAUGAUAUUGAGGGUAUAGAUACUAUAAACGCAUGCUAUGGUGGCACUAAUGCUUUUUUUAAUGCCGUCAAUUGGAUUCAAUCUGAAAACUGGGAUGGUCGAGACGCUAUUGUUGUUGCAGGUGAUAUUGCUCUUUAUUCAAGAGGAAAUGCGCGUCCUACAGGUGGUGCAGGAUGUGUUGCUAUGAUUAUUGGAAAAGAUGCGCCUAUUGUUUUAGAUUCUGGUCUUAGAGGGACUUGUAUGGAUCAUGUUUAUGAUUUUUAUAAGCCUGAUUUUACUUCUGAAUAUCCUAUUGUAGACGGACAUUAUUCUAUUUCAUGUUAUACUCGGGCUAUUGAUUAUUCUUAUAAAGCUUAUAAUAUGAAAUAUUCUAUUAGAAGAAGUCUUGGUGAUACGAAUUGUAAUACGGCAUAUUCACUUCCUAUCGACCGUUUUGAUUAUUGCAUUUUUCAUUCUCCUACAUGCAAAUCUGUUCAAAAAGCAUAUGCCAGGCUAAUGUAUAAUGAUUUUAUAGAAAAUCAAGACCAUCCAGAAUUUGAAAGUGUAAAACACCUUGCCGGCAUAGAAUAUCAAUCUAGUUUGGUAGAUAAAGAUCUUGAGAAGCAAUUCAUCAAUCUUAGUAAAAAACGUUUCGAGUCACGUGUUGGUAUUGGUCUUGAUGUAUCAAAAAAUGUUGGAAAUAUGUAUACAGCUAGUUUAUACGGCUGUUUGGCGAGUCUUUUAAGCAACGUUUUACCUUCUAAGCUUGUUGGGAAACGUAUAGGAGCAUAUUCAUAUGGUUCUGGACUGGCUGCUACUUUUUUUAGUUUUACAAUUCACGAUGAUGUGUCUUAUAUUGUAAAGAUUCUUGAUUUAAAGACGAAGUUAGCAAAUAGGAAAGUAUUAUCUCCUGUAGAGUUUGAAAGAAUGAUAUCUCUUCGAGAACAAGCAUAUCUUGCAAAAGAUUAUAUUCCACAUGGUGAUAUUUCUAAUAUAGCUUUGAAUGCAUAUUAUCUUGUUAAAAUUGAUGAAAAAUAUCGUAGAGAAUAUGCUGUUUGA